Messenger RNA from Acanthoscelides obtectus, 1117 nucleotides. The record is from the annotation of a GenBank genome assembly. NCBI's taxonomy places the organism in Eukaryota, Metazoa, Arthropoda, Insecta, Coleoptera, Chrysomelidae.
CACGUUGAAAAGUGUUUUGUGCUUGAAAGUCUUGACACAUCUUUGUUGUUUUUAACCUGUAUUUUGUCCACUUUCAAAUAACAAAAAUAUGUUAAAAACAACCCAAAAAUAUUCAGCAAAAUGCCUCUGAAAGGUUCCCAAGUUUGUUUAAAAUGCGAGGCCACUGAGUCACCUAUGUGGACUAAUGCUGAAAAUCUAGGAGUUUUGUGUUUGGACUGCGUGAAUGAAACGAAAAAUAACCUUAAAUUAGAACUUGAGGAAGAAGAGGAGGACGACCACAAGACCACCAAGAAGAAAACUAGAGCUACUAGGUCUUAUAAAACUCGGCUGAAUCCUUUUGCCGUGCCGAAGACUGCAACUCCAAAAGGUCGAGGUAGACGAGGUUUGGCGAAAAAAACACCAGUGAAGGCACCAACUGCUGUGGCAACAAUUGUCACCAGUGACUCUGUCUUCUAUAAGGGUAACUAUAUACAGAUUGGUGAUAUUGUGUCAGUUAAAGAUGAGGGAGGAGACACCUACUAUGCCCAAAUCAAAGGAUUGCUUACAGACCAGUAUUGUGAGAAGAGUGCUGUAUUAACAUGGCUUUUACCAACACAAGAAAGUCCUAAUCCAAAUGAAUCUUUUGAUCCAGCUACUUAUAUUAUGGGACCUGAAGAAGAUAUUUCAAGAUGCUUAGACUGCUUGGAGUUUGUAAUGCAUGCCCCAUCUGACUAUUACAAGGCUAAAACAACUCCUUAUCCCACAAUCCAUGCACCUGCACGACCAGGCUAUAUUUGGACAACCAUGGAUACUAUCAAAGAGUUUUGUUCUCCCAAAGUGAUAAUUUAAUAAGACAAACAAAGCAUUUCAGAGCUAAUAUGGAGUAUAUAUUGAGUUUACAGUACUGGUCCCAAAAUGAGAGUCAACCAGCCAAAGAAAAAAUUAAUAGUUGGGGUGAUUUAGUAAACUAUGAUUUUUUAUUUAGCCUUCUCUCUGUUUACAUACACCGCUUUGUGGUUGAAUAUUUUUAUAUCUCAUUAGCAUGUUAUACAAGUUUGCAUCUUCAUUUAUCUUUCUACAGGCAACAAUGUUGUUGAUUUACUGUGAAUAUAUAAAAAUAAAAUAAUUUUCUGAAUUA